AUGCAUCUCCCGUACUUCAUCAGUUUCGAGUUCGAAAAGACAGCGGCCACUAUCAGAGUUGCAAAUGAAGCGAGCCAGCAACCCAAACCAAUACUAUCACCUUCUAAAGAUGCGGUAGCUGUGAAGGAGACAUGUGACUCGUUUACUUUCGAGUCUUUCACAACACAAGACGCAUGGGAGCUUGGCCACCUGAUCUAUGCGAGGCUACUGCCCUUUGCACCCCAAAAGUCUGCAAUCAUCUCUAUAACCCUUGCGGGCAGUGGCCAAAUCCUCUUCCAGGCGCCCGUGGGGCUAGGCACAGCCAAGGAUAAUGAGGGCUGGGUCGCAAGGAAAGGUAACACGGUCCUACGCUGGGGUGCCAGUAGUUGGUACAUGAAUCACGUUUGGGAAGGCGAUGAGGAUCGUUUCCGAAAACUCUUUAGCAUGGGGAUGGAAGAGUCUGGUAACUAUGCUAUCCAUGGAGGCGGAGUGCCUAUACGGAGUGAGGAGGACCAUGGUGCUAUAGUGGAUGUUAUCCAGAGUAACUGGGAAUAA
Clonostachys rhizophaga is the source of this 534-nucleotide messenger RNA. Lineage: Eukaryota; Fungi; Ascomycota; Sordariomycetes; Hypocreales; Bionectriaceae. The record is from the annotation of a GenBank genome assembly.